CUCAGGGGUUAAGGGAAACUGCGCGCGCAGAGACAGUAAGGAGCGGGCGGAGGUCUAGCCAGGUGUACGCGUUUGCGUUUCGCCGGCCCGGAAGGGUAACUGUGUGGUUGAGGUGACCAGGGACUGAGCAUUUCAGAUCUGCUUGGUAAACCUGGUGCACCACCAUGCUGGCCGCAAGACUUGUGUGUCUCCGGACACUCCCUUCCAGGGUUUUCCAACCAGCUUUCACCAAGGCCUCCCCAAUUGUGAAGAAUUCCAUCACGAAGAAUCAAUGGCUCUUAACACCCAGCCGGCAAUAUGCCACCAAGACAAGAGUUGGGAUCCGGCGUGGGAAAACUGGCCAAGAACUUAAGGAGGCAGCAAUGGAACCGUCAGUGGAAAAAAUAUUUAAAAUUGAUCAGAUGGGAAGAUGGUUUAUUGCUGGAGGGGCUGCUGUUGGUCUUGGAGCAUUGUGCUACUAUGGCUUGGGAAUGUCUAAUGAGAUUGGAGCUAUUGAAAAGGCUGUAAUUUGGCCUCAGUAUGUGAAGGAUAGAAUUCAUUCUACCUAUAUGUACUUAGCAGGGAGUAUUGGCUUAACAGCUUUGUCCGCCCUGGCAGUGAGCAGAACUCCUGUUCUCAUGAACUUCAUGAUGAGAGGCUCUUGGGUGACAAUUGGUGCAACCUUUGCAGCCAUGAUUGGAGCUGGAAUGAUGGUACGAUCAAUACCAUAUGACCAGAGCCCAGUCCCAAAGCAUGUUGCUUGGUUACUACAUUCUGGUGUGCUGGGCGCAGUGGUGGCUCCGCUGACGAUGCUAGGGGGGCCUCUUCUCAUCAGAGCCGCGUGGUACACAGCGGGCAUUGUGGGCGGCCUCUCCGCCGUGGCCAUGUGCGCGCCCAGUGAGAAGUUCCUGAACAUGGGGGCACCCCUGGGAGUGGGCCUGGGUCUCGUCUUUGUAUCCUCACUGGGAUCUAUGUUUCUUCCACCUACCACUGUGGCUGGUGCCACUUUGUACUCAGUGGCAAUUUAUGGUGGAUUAGUUGUUUUCAGCAUGUUUCUUCUGUAUGAUACGCAGAAAGUAAUCAAGCGUGCAGAAAUAAUACCAGCGUAUGGAGUUCAAAAAUAUGAUCCCAUCAAUUCGAUGCUGGGAAUCUACAUGGAUACCUUAAAUAUAUUUAUGCGAGUUGCCAGUAUUCUAGCAACUGGAAGCAACAGAAAGAAAUGAAGAGCCUCAGCUUCUGACUUCUUUAAUACAUCAGAUAUCUUGCUUGUUUAAUAGGGACAGGUGUUCAUUAAAUAGUUUGUACAAGCAGCUUUCAUUGAAGUUUAGAAGAUAAGACUUGUCAUCAUGUUUCAGUUGUUCCUGUGAUGUGAUGCUUCAGGUCUCCUUUAUCUUCUGCAGAAUAAAUUCAGUUGUUCUCUUCCAAA
Messenger RNA from Neomonachus schauinslandi (Hawaiian monk seal), 1405 nucleotides. It is a transcript of the gene GHITM, whose product is annotated as growth hormone inducible transmembrane protein. Bases 165 to 1202 code for a protein of 345 amino acids. The transcript is spliced from 9 exons. The record is from RefSeq and is a predicted model, not a curated record. NCBI's taxonomy places the organism in Eukaryota, Metazoa, Chordata, Mammalia, Carnivora, Phocidae. Gene Ontology annotation, cellular component: mitochondrial inner membrane.